GAGACAGACCGGUCUGAGGGGGCGGGGCCGUGGAGGAGGCUGGAGACUGAUGGAAGGGGCAGGGCACUGCGGCUGGGGGCGGGGCCUAGGGGAAGGGGGCGGAGUAACAGUGGGGCGUUUGAGAGGAUGGAGGGUUGAAUGCCAAAACUGCGUUAUCGUAGAAAAUUCUGGAGCGCCGCCGGUGGGGCAGGGCCACGAGCAUCCUCCUCGCAGCACCGCGCCGCGCGGGGCCCGGGGGCCGCGCUCACGCCCGCCGCUCGGCGCGGACACGAGUGCCACCGGCUUGAGCCGAACCUCUAGCCGAUGCCGCCGCCGCCGCCGCCGGGGAUGCGUACGCCGACUGGGAAGCGAGUGGGGAGGCGACCUGCGCGGCGUCGCCCGACAUGGCCGCGGCGGGCUGAGGGAAGAGGCCUGAUAACCUGCGUUUCUAAGAAGCUCCAAGGUGCUGCCACAGGGCUCUGCCUAGUAACCAUGGAUUCCACAGCCACAACAGACACCAGAGAACACCCCACCAUUCCUCCUGCAACCAAUCAGCAGUGGGCAUCCUGGAUUGGUUAAUUUUAUGAUCAGUUAGAGGGAUAAAUUUGUAAAUAAAAUCUACUUGUCUCAAAAAAAAUUCUGGUAGGAAUGAUUUACAGUAUGAGUUAAGUUUAUCUAUGACCUUCAGCCUAUGCACUUUCUCACCAUCUGGUGAGAGCUGGCACAGUUUUGAAUAUUGGGAUGCAGAAAACUGGCAGUUUUGAGAGUGUUAUAUACUAAAGAAUGGGACAGUUCAAGUCAAAAAUUGAUAAAUGAUAACCUGUGCUCUUGCUGGUUAUUUAUUAAACACGUACUGGCUGAGCACUUACUAUGUGCCAAGCGUUGCACAGCUCGUGCAGAGCGCCAGGCCUGUCAAAACAUACCCAACAAGAAGCAUUAUUUACGGGCACUGUUUACAGGUACUGCACCCCGCUUCCAUCUCUGCACUUCGUAUGCACCAUGUAAGUUUAUGAUCCACAUUUUACAGAUGAAAAAACCCAGGCACAGAGAGGUUGAGAAACAUGCUUCAUGUCACACAGCCAAUGGUGGGACUGAGAUCACUGUUUUAACUUGGUCAACCAAGUCAGCUUCAACUGAAAUUAAACCAUUAAAGAAAGACUUUCUCUUAUUCUGCUACUUCUCUGAGAACCUUGCCCUGGGAAUCUUGUUAAAAUGCAGAUUCUGAUUUCCUUUCUCAGGGAAGAGGCCUGAUAACCUGCAUUUCUAAGAAGCUCCAAGGUGCUGCUGCUAGUUCCAGGACCACAUUUUCGAGUUUGGAGGCUGAAGUAUUUAACAGUCUGUAUUGUGAAAACGGAGGGGCAGUGUAAUGAACUGGGAGGAGUGUUAGAUGGGAUUGUGAGGCCUGGGAACAGAACCUGGACCUCAGACAUCUGUGUCCCCUUGUGCUUGUCAGUUCACCUCCUUGGGCUCAGGUUAGAUGAGAUCUCUAAAGCAUAACUUCUGCUUCAGUAGCCUGCACAGUGUGUGAAAGUGUCAUUGUCUUUUAUGAAUCCUAGCUGAUGCAGAACCCUUAAAUUAGUUUAGAUUUGCAGAUAUAACAAAAUAAUACACUUUUAAAAAGUGACAGA
Pongo pygmaeus (Bornean orangutan) is the source of this 1607-nucleotide messenger RNA. It is a transcript of the gene C19H17orf67, whose product is annotated as chromosome 19 C17orf67 homolog. The coding region runs from base 50 to 415 and encodes 121 amino acids. Lineage: Eukaryota; Metazoa; Chordata; Mammalia; Primates; Hominidae. The transcript has 2 exons. The record is from RefSeq and is a predicted model, not a curated record.